Molecule: messenger RNA, 3098 nt
Organism: Pyrus x bretschneideri (Chinese white pear)
Lineage: Eukaryota; Viridiplantae; Streptophyta; Magnoliopsida; Rosales; Rosaceae
Product: TMV resistance protein N-like
Exons: 5
Coding region: 165-3098 (977 amino acids)
Biological process (GO): defense response
Molecular function (GO): ADP binding; protein binding
Source: RefSeq, a predicted model, not a curated record
AGCUCAUAGAAAAAAUCGUCAACAGCGUGUGGAGGAAAGUGCAAGCUACAUUCACGCUAUUAGAUUCCUCAAGGAAGUUAGUCGGAACUGAUUCUGCACUCAAGCAACUAAGUUUGUUGUUAGCUCAUGAUGCAGAUGAUGUUCGAUUUAUUGGGAUAGCUGGGAUGGGUGGCAUAGGCAAGACUACUCUUGCCGAGCUAGUUUAUGAUAAAACCUUCCACCAUUUUGAUGUUCAUUGCUUUCUUCGCAACGUUAGAGAGGUUUCUAAAGCAGACCCUACCCUAAUUGGUCUUCAAAAAACACUUCUUUUACCGAUGUUGAAAGAAAAGAUUCGGGACCAACAAUGUGGAAUCAAGUACACCGAGAAGUGCUUAUGCAACAAAAAGGUUCUUCUUGUACUUGAUGAUGUGGAUCACAUAAGCCAGCUACAAGUACUAGCUAGAAAGAAAGAUUGGUUUGGCAUGGGAAGUAGAAUUAUCAUUACAACUAGAAAUGAACGUCUGCUAGUCCAGCAUGACAUAACAUUAUGUCAUAAUGUCAAGGUGUUAAAUGAUGAUGAAGCUCUUGCACUGUUUAGUCAAAAUGCCUUUAAGAAAAAUCUGCCUGAGGAUGGGUUUUUGGAACUGUCUAAGUAUUUCAUUAAUUAUGCUGGAGGCCUCCCAUUAGCUCUUGAAACUUUGGGGUCAGCUUUGUUUAAGAGAGGGCUAGAUGCUUGGAAUAGUGUACGGGAUAAUCUAUCAAAAAUUCCUAAUCCAGCAAUUUUUGAUAAACUUAAAAUAAGUUUUGACGGACUAGAAGAGAUGGAGAAGAGAAUUUUUCUCGAUGUUGCAUGUUUCCACAAAGGGAAGUACAUGAAGCGAGUAAUUGAAACACUAGAUAAUUCUUUUGGAAUUUCUAGUAGUAUUCUAAUAGAUUCGCUAAUUGAGAAAUCUCUCCUCUAUCAAGAUCACCUAAAACGUAUGUGGAUGCAUGAUUUGAUACAAGAAAUGGCAUGGACAAUUAUUGGUCACGAGUCUAAAGAGCCUAGUCUGCGCAGUAGGUUGUGGCUUUACAAUGACAUUUACCAUAUAUUCAUGACGAAUACGGGAGAAGGUGGGAAUACGGGAACGGGGGCGAUUGAAGCCAUAUCCUUAUGCCAACUCAAAGUAGAAGAGGUACGCCAAUGGAAUUGCGAAGCCUUCUCUAAGAUGGAUGGACUGAGGUUUUUGGAAUUCGAUAAUUUGAUUUUUUCUUCAGGCCCCAAAUUUCUUCCAUGUUCCUUGAGAAUUAUAAAUUGGAGUUUCUAUCCUUCUAAGUCUCUUCCAACCAACUUUCAACCACAUUUGCUUACUCAACUUAAGAUGCGUAAGAGCAAACUUGUUCGACUAUGGGAGGGGAAAAAGGACUUGCCCAACUUGAAAUAUAUUGAUCUUAGCUACUCCAAUAAAUUAAUGAGUACUCCGGAUUUCAGUGGUAUUCCAAAUCUUGAGAAGUUGAUUCUUUGUGAUUGUAAGAAUUUAGUUAAGAUUCACCCGUCUAUUGGAGUCCUCAAAAAACUUGAAGUUUUGUACCUUCAUGGCUGUGAAAGCAUAAAUAGCCUCCCAAGUAAGGUUGAAAUGGAUUCUCUUGAGACUUUCAAUCUUGAUGGCUGCUCAAAUGUGAAAAAGAUUCCAGAAUUUGGGGAGCAGAUGAAGAAUUUGUCCCUGAUUUCCUUAAAAGGAACUGCGAUCGAGAAAAUACCUUCAUCAAUAGGACAUCUGGUUGGCCUUAAGGGUUUGUAUCUACGUAAUUGCAAAAAUCUCUUGAAGCUUCCAAUGGCUAUUUGUACUUUGAAGUCUCUUACAUAUCUCGAUGUGAUGGGAUGCUCAAAACUUGACAAACUCCCAGGAGACAUGGAUCACUUAGAGGUGCUUGAAUUGGGAGCCACUAUGACCGAGCCGCUUGUAGGUAUGAAAAAUCUCAAACGUCUUGUGUUUGACAGAUCGGAUGCUAAAGUAACGUACGGAUGGGGCCUUCUCCGCUUAUUAGGACUCGAAAAGAGUCGUCCUGAUCCUCUUUGUUGGGGUUUGGUAUUGUCUUCUCUAAAUCGUUUAUGCUUUUUGAGAGAGUUAUAUCUAAGAAAUUGUAAACUCUCUGAAGGAGACAUCCCCGAUGAUAUUGGCUGCUUGUCCUUUUUGGUAGAAUUGAUUCUCAGUGGAAAUAAUUUCGUGAGUCUACCUGAAAGCAUUAGACACCUUUCUAAGCUCAAGUAUCUUGAUUUGGAGGGGUGCGAAAGCCUUCAAGAAUUGCCACCUCUUCCAUCUAGCAACGAAUUAUGUGUAAAUGUGAAAAAUUGUACUUCCUUAAAAAGGUUGUCAGAUCCAUCCAAGUUGAGUAGCAGAGACACCAAUUUGUAUGACUUUGACUUCACUUGCAAGAAUUGCAUUGCAUUGGUUCAAGAUGAAGGCUGGAAUAAUACAAUACUCUCUAGGAUUCGAAGAAUUGCCACUCAGACCAAGGGACUGAAUCUAUAUUUCGAUAAACUGGACCCAGAUGUUGUAUGGCCUGGAAGUGAAAUUCCAGAGUGGUUCAGUAAUCAGAGUGUGGGACAUUCAAUAAAUGUGGAGCUUCCACCACCAUCAUGUACCAACUGGCUGGGGAUUGCCUUUUGUGUUGUUUUUCAAGAUCCUAAGCAAAAAUUGGCUAAUCUAGCUACCCUUUGUCAUUAUGAUUAUUUCAAUAUUCAGUUUUUAGGGGAUUGCCUUCUGCGAUGGGAUUGUAAAAUAGGGUCUCUUGAGUCAGAACACAUUUGGAUAUUUUAUUUUUCUUGUGAAAAUUGUCACCAGGAACAGUUCGUAUUCGAAACUUGCUUUUAUGAUAUUGAAGGGGGAAAACAAAAAGCAGACUUCAAUAGUGUGAAGAAGUGUGGGGCUCGUUUGGUGUACAAACAAGAUUUGAAAGAGCUCAACCAAACAUUGAAAAUCCUGAAGCGAACACAUGAAUAUCGUGACGAGACAGCUUCAAAUGGGCCUGAAAGUGCUAGAUGCAACGUCAUAGAACAAAUCCGCAAAAGCAUUGUUAUUAGUCACUAUCUUAUAAUAAAUGCAAGUAAAUCACAUCGAUUUAUCCCAUCAGCUUAA